This is a messenger RNA of Arabidopsis lyrata subsp. lyrata, 2024 nucleotides long. Its product is annotated as probable serine/threonine-protein kinase At4g35230. Gene Ontology annotation, biological process: brassinosteroid mediated signaling pathway; protein phosphorylation. The record is from RefSeq and is a predicted model, not a curated record. Gene Ontology annotation, molecular function: ATP binding; protein kinase activity; protein binding. NCBI's taxonomy places the organism in Eukaryota, Viridiplantae, Streptophyta, Magnoliopsida, Brassicales, Brassicaceae. The transcript has 7 exons. Bases 269 to 1828 code for a protein of 519 amino acids.
AUAUUUUUCAGAUCUUUCUCUCUCUCUCUCUCUCUCUAGCUACUUCUUUUUGUCUUCAAGUUUUCAAAUUUUAUUAAAUUUUUAUAAUUCUACUGCCUCCUCAGCUUCUCUCACAAAGCACAAAUCCAAACCUCAAAUCGAAUCCCACCAUUGUUUUUAUUACCUCAAUCCAAGAACACAAGACACACAAAAAAUCUCUGUUUCUUAUCCAAAUUUCUGAUCUUUGUUGAGAACAAAUUGUUCAUUUUUUUUUAUUGAUGUGAGACAAAUGGGUUGUUUACAUUCCAAAACUGCUAAUCUACCUUCUUCUGAUGAUCCAUCAGCUCCAAACAAACCAGAAUCAGUAAAUGGGGACCAAGUGGAUCAAGAAAUCCAAAAUUUCAAAGAAUUUGAACUAAAUGAGUUGAGGAAAGCAACAAAUGGGUUUAGCCCUAGCUGCAUUGUCUCUGAAGGUGGAGAGAAAGCUCCUAAUGUGGUUUACAGAGGGAAGCUUGAAGGGAAUCAUCUUGUAGCCAUCAAGCGGUUCUCUAGGCAAUCUUGGCCUGAUGCUCAACAGUUUGUGGUGGAAGCAACUGGUGUUGGGAAGCUUAGAAACAAGAGGAUAGUCAGUUUGAUUGGUUGCUGCGCUGAGGGAGAUGAGAGAUUGUUGGUAGCAGAGUAUAUGCCCAAUGAUACUCUCUCAAAGCAUCUCUUUCACUGGGAAAAGCAGCCACUUCCAUGGGAUAUGCGUGUUCGAAUCGCAGAUUUUAUUGCACAAGCACUUGAUUACUGCAAUAUCGAGAACCGAAAAAUCUAUCAUGACCUCAAUGCAUACAGAAUCCUCUUCGACGAGGAAGGUGAUCCUCGUUUAUCUACUUUUGGUCUUAUGAAGAACAGUAGAGAUGGAAAAAGCUACAGUACCAACUUAGCUUAUACUCCACCUGAGUUUUUACGGACAGGUAACAUUCUUGAUCUUGUGAAUCGUACUUCAAGACAAACCAAUUCCUUAUUGAAGGUUAAGGGUUUCUGUUUUUUUUUUUGUUAUGCAGGUAGAGUCAUUCCUGAAAGUGUGAUCUUCAGUUAUGGAACUAUUCUUUUAGAUCUUUUGAGCGGCAAACACAUUCCACCUAGCCAUGCUCUUGAUAUCAUAAGAGGGAAAAAUGCGUUGCUGCUUAUGGAUUCAUCUCUUGAAGGGCAAUAUGCGAAUGAAGAUGCGACUAAAUUAGUUGAGCUUGCUUCAAAAUGCCUUCAAUCAGAGGCAAAGGAUCGACCAGAUACCAAAUUUCUUCUCUCUGCAGUAGCACCACUACAAAAGCAAGAAGAGGUUGCUUCUCAUGUCUUAAUGGGCUUACCAAAGAACACAGUAAUAUUACCAACUAUGCUUUCUCCUCUUGGAAAGGCCUGUGCAAAGAUGGACCUUGCAACAUUUCACGACAUUUUGCUUAAAACCGGUUACAGAGACGAGGAAGGUGCAGAAAAUGAGCUUUCAUUUCAAGAAUGGACACAACAAGUGCAGGAGAUGCUCAACACAAAGAAGUUCGGGGACAUUGCUUUCCGAGACAAGGAUUUCAAGAACUCAAUUGAAUACUACUCAAAGUUGGUUGGGAUGAUGCCGGUUCCUUCUGCAACAGUUUUCGCUAGAAGGGCUUUCUCCUACUUAAUGACAGACCAACAGGAGCUUGCACUGAGAGAUGCAAUGCAGGCACAGGUGUGCAUACCAGAAUGGCCAACAGCUUUUUACUUGCAGGCUUUAGCGCUCUCAAAGCUCGGAAUGGAGACAGAUGCUCAAGAUAUGCUCAACGAUGGUGCAGCAUAUGAUGCUAAGCGACAGAAUAGCUGGCGCUGCUAAGCUAUAAAGAGGAAGUCCCAAAUAUUUAUGGGUCUUUUCAGACUGUAACUGAAAGGUGUGUAUGCAUGUAAGAGAGAGAUUGAAUGUGUUGUUUACUUUUGUGAAAUGAGAGCUUCUUUUUUUGCAUGAAUCUUUAUGAAAAGUCAAAUCUUUUGGGGGAAAGAGAGAAUAAGACUGCAAAUAACUAAUUUGAUUC